GGACUUCAAAGUUACUGGCUGUUGGGUGCUGCUGGUGGUGGUUUUGGUGGUGGGCUUACAGAUCGAGUGGCUAUAUAAGCAGGGCAGCAGGGCGCCAAGCAACGCAGUUGGCCGAGAGGAUUAAGACGGCUAAAACCGCUGGAGAAGAUGGCGAACAUAGUCCUGUGUAUUCUGCUCCUGGUCUUUGGCCGUCAAAUCUAUGGAGCCAGCGUAGCGUCGGCACCGCUCUCUGGACAGGAUCCCGAGCUGGCAACCUGCGAGCUGCAGCUCUCCAAGUACCGCAGGUUCAUCCUGCAGGCAAUCCUGAGCUUCGAGGAUGUCUGCGACGCGUACAACUCCAGACCCGGUGGCCAGGAAGCGGACUCGGAGGCAUGGCUCUUCCGGCACUACGCCCCAGCACCCACAUCCCAGCGCAGCGAGAUCUGGGCCUUCUUCCGCCUGCUCAUGGCCCAGUUCGGCGAUGCCGAGUUCUCGCCCAUCAUCCGGGAUGCGGUGAUCGAAAGGUGCCGCAUCAAAUCCCAGCUGCAGCGGGACGAGAAGCGCAACUCCGUGGUGCUGGGCAAGAAGCAGCGGUUCCACUCGUGGGGCGGCAAACGGUCACCGGAACCACCGAUCCUGCCGGACUACUAAUUCCGGAGAUUCCACUCCCAGCGUUUUCCCCUUCAAAGUGUAUGAACAGCCAAAGUUGAAGUCCUCUAAUUAAUAUCAGUGUCUAAAUAAACCCGAUGAUUGCAAACCGUGAAGCGGCUAA
This is a messenger RNA of Drosophila erecta, 751 nucleotides long. RefSeq names its product leucokinin (gene Lk). Bases 148 to 630 code for a protein of 160 amino acids. The record is from RefSeq and is a predicted model, not a curated record. Lineage: Eukaryota; Metazoa; Arthropoda; Insecta; Diptera; Drosophilidae. The transcript has a single exon.